UCAAAAGCAAGCCACACAGUCGAGUGAGAGCCCCAUUUACAGCCCGGUUCAUGUGCUGUCAAAUAGGAUAUUCAGAUAGGAUAAUCAGUGCUUCCCUGUUUCAACAACAUGAUCCAAACGCUGUGGUUCCUCUUUCUUCUGACUGUGGUUCAAUGUUUGAAUCAGGAGGAAAUCGUUACAGAAGGGAAGUCUGUAACUGUUAAGUGUUUUUCAACCAAGUCAUCCUUAGACAGUGGCGUAUACUGGUUUCAACAGACAGAAGGGCGGGAUGCAAAAUUUUUGGUUUUCACUUCCAGUAUUGGAACAGAAAGAAAUAAAAAAGAUAACCGUUUCAAAUCCUCAAGAAGUGGGCAGGGUUACAGUUUAACAUUCACGUUCAAAAAGGACGAUGCUGGGAUAUACUACUGUUUCCAGGUAUCCAAUAAUAACAUGGAAUUCGGAACCAGCACAAAGAUUUCAGUGAAAAAAGCACCACAGCCUGCUACAACUACAAAAGCGCCUGCCAAUGCAACAACCCAACCUGCCACUGCGAGAAACCCGCCGUGUACCUGUCCAGCGAGAGGUAAACCGAGAGAUACCAGACUGACCUGCGAUGUGUUUAUCUGGGCUCCUCUGUCUGGCGCAGCCGGUUUGCUCCUGGUAAUCCUGGUCAUCACCAUCAUCAUGUGCAGCAAAGUCAGGACGAGGCGAUGCCCUCAUCACUACAAGAAAAGACCACUGAAGGAUAGGAGUGGAAGACCCUCGGUACCAGACAGAUAUGUUUAACACUGAGAUCCAGCAUUGGCACAGAGAUCACUGGAUUUACUGAGUUUGUGAAAGCGAUAAUGCUGAGAAGUUCUUUGUACAUUUUGCAUGCUCUCGUCUAGAUACACUUCUUUUAUAAGCAUGAAUACUAUUCGCUCAAAAUGUUUUGGUAUACACUUCUGUGUGCAUGGAAAAACACACAUUGGUAAGAUUUUAUAAUGUAAAUUAAUUUAAAUUAAUAAAAUAGUUUUCAGAUGAGGGCUUCAUUAGAGCUGUAUAGAUAUACUACUGCUGUAAAUGACACAUAUUGGCUUGAAAUUGAUAAAAUGUACAGUGCAUUUUCACCAGGAAAGGAAAGUAAUAGAUUUCUUGACUGAUACAAUUAACAAACAGUGCUACAGUGCGUGCAUGAAGUACCUUCAUUGAUAUUGAGUUCAUAACUAGCAAACAAUUAUAUAGGUACCUUGAUGUAAAUACUCUGAAACAGCCACACAAACAUAGUAAUGCAAAUAUUUUCAUGAAUGUGUUGUAGGGCUACAGCUUUCUUUUAUGAUUAAUUUGUAUGUAACAAUACCAUGCUCCAGUCCAGUGUUGUAUAGUGUGUAUUAUAUUGCAAACGCAUCAUCUUUUAACAUUGUGUACAUGUGCAUAUACUCUGCUUGUUAAUGUGUACAAUUACUACUGCUGAAAAUAAACACAUACUUUACCAAGAACAAA
Molecule: messenger RNA, 1461 nt
Organism: Acipenser ruthenus (sterlet)
Lineage: Eukaryota; Metazoa; Chordata; Actinopteri; Acipenseriformes; Acipenseridae
Product: T-cell surface glycoprotein CD8 alpha chain-like
Exons: 7
Coding region: 109-765 (218 amino acids)
Source: RefSeq, a predicted model, not a curated record